GCUCAGCUCAGGUAUUUAAAAUUUUUGUGUUCUUUAUCCGAUUACUCGAUUAUUUGAACCUAUUUCGAAUGAACAAACGUUCCCAGUCCAAAUGGACUGGGCGUCGAACACCGUCAAUGGCAGCCUUAGAGUUACCUGAGACACUAUUAUGGUGAAAGAUUUUGGGAGCAACUUGUUGGUUCCUUUUUAAUUUUUAAUUUUUUAGACAUUGGCACCUUUUUAAAACGAUAUCUCGAUUCUUGGCAGGAGCAUAUCGAUAACCUUUUGGGACAUAAAGUAUCACGAUAUAUCACCAUUUCGAUAUAUUGUCACACCCCUAAUGGCCAUCACUCUAAAUGGCAGCCAAUGAGUUAAUAAUCACCCAAAAUGUGGUCUUUAUGAGGUUCAUUUUUCUUUUUUAAAUGACCAAUAAUAAUCACUUGAAGAAUGCUGACUCAACCAAUAUCCAUUAAGUAGCACUCACAUUUGUGACAAUAGAAAAGCUGCAUUGCCGGCAUUUAUGUCAAUUAGUCUUUUAGUGUGCACACUAUGAUGGACUGUGUGGCACAGACCACUCCCUCCUCACCACACACACACACGAACACACCCGCUCUCUUGCUUUCUGUGUAUUUGUUUGUUUGUACGAGCGAGCGUUGGACUGCGAUGGAGCCCGGCAGUCCCAAGAAGAUCCAGUUUGACGUCCCGCCACUGCAGGGACACUUAGACCCUCAGGCUGCUGAACACAUACGUCGCAGACGACCAACGCCUGCCACUCUGCAAAUAUACAGACAGCCUGAUGUUGGGGAUCAGAAUAACGCCAGCGGAGGCACUCAGUCUGCAGAAGGCGCUCAGAGAAAGCAGAGCAUCUUAGCACCGCCCACCAUGAAAGAGCUUCAGUUUGGGGGACAAAACCUCCCCGGGGGCACGGACAGUCAGUUGAGUCCAAUCACGGCACAGCUCUACUCCAGCUCCUUCCCUUGGGCCAAUCUGAAUGGGCCCGAAGAAGCUAACGGCAACCAAGCGGGCCUUUUUGCCAAUCAGCAGCAGGGCGUGCCGCAAAGCAACAGUACAGCGGGCAGGUCCCAAUAUACUGUACCCGAAGAAGAAGACCAGGAAGUGGACAUUUAGCAUCAGAAAGAAUGAUGUGGUUUUGAUUUUGAAAAUUUGGAAUAAAACAAACGAGGGUACGACAUGAAACAAAUUCAAUGUGCUUCUACGAAACUCAUUUGAAAUGUCCCAUUAUUUACAAUCCCUAUAAUCAUGACUUAAUGUGAACACAUACAACUGCAGGAAAAAACGUUAUUAUCAAUGUAUUUUAUCAUGCAAAACACUUGUUAAUAAAUCAUUAGUUCCAAGUUGUUGCAGGUGAUAAUGAAACAUUCCAUAGUGAUGCUUGCAUGUGCCAAGCAGAGGUGGGUAGUAACGCGUUUUCUCCAUUACAGUCACUUGACUUUUUGAGAAAAAUGUACCUCCUAGUUUACCACGCAAUAUUUUUUUACUUUCACUUAAGUAAAUUAGUGAAAGAAGAAACAUUACUCUUACUCCGAUA
Messenger RNA from Corythoichthys intestinalis (scribbled pipefish), 1528 nucleotides. It is a transcript of the gene ppp1r1c, whose product is annotated as protein phosphatase 1, regulatory (inhibitor) subunit 1C. Gene Ontology annotation, biological process: intracellular signal transduction. The transcript has 6 exons. Bases 529 to 1107 code for a protein of 192 amino acids. Gene Ontology annotation, cellular component: cytoplasm. NCBI's taxonomy places the organism in Eukaryota, Metazoa, Chordata, Actinopteri, Syngnathiformes, Syngnathidae. The record is from RefSeq and is a predicted model, not a curated record. Gene Ontology annotation, molecular function: protein phosphatase inhibitor activity.